Messenger RNA from Penicillium malachiteum, 6957 nucleotides. RefSeq lists its product as uncharacterized. Gene Ontology annotation, molecular function: fatty acid synthase activity; oxidoreductase activity; 3-oxoacyl-[acyl-carrier-protein] synthase activity. The record is from RefSeq and is a predicted model, not a curated record. NCBI's taxonomy places the organism in Eukaryota, Fungi, Ascomycota, Eurotiomycetes, Eurotiales, Aspergillaceae. The transcript has 6 exons. Bases 1 to 6957 code for a protein of 2318 amino acids. Gene Ontology annotation, biological process: fatty acid biosynthetic process; secondary metabolite biosynthetic process.
AUGCCGGGGCUGCUGAGAGUUUCAGGCUCAUCGCCAUCUGAUGAUGGAGGCCAACAAUCCCCAGUUUCUCUCGACGAUUAUCCAGAAAAGCCGCUCGAUGAGCAGCUUGAACCAAUCGCAGUCAUUGGCAUGGGAGAUGUCAAAUCUCCUGCCCAUUUUUGGGACAUGUUGAUCAACAAAAAGACUGGACAGACACCCAAGGUGCCGGCUUCUCGCUUCAACAUUGAUGCCCAUUUUCAUCCAAAUAACGAUCGCCCUGGUAGUUUUGGUGUGCUUGGUGGAUACUUCAUUAAUGAUGAGUUAACGGAUUUUGACCCUGGACUUUUCAACAUAACACCCAUUGAGGCGAUGUGGAUGGAUCCACAACAACGGAAGCUACUGGAGGUAGUAUAUGAAAACAUUGAGUCAGCAGGUGUGUCCCUUGAGGGCAUCUCGGGUUCGCGAACGGCGGUAUUUGCCGCCAGUUUUACAGCAGACUGGCAACAAAUGGCCUUCAAGGAGCCCUCAUUCCGUCAUAGUCUGGCCGCAACGGGAGUGGACCCGGGUAUAAUUAGUAACCGGAUCAGCCAUGUCUUCAAUCUGAAAGGACCAAGUAUCGUGGUGAAUACAGCAUGCUCUUCAUCUGUAUAUGCUGUUCACAAUGCGUGCAACGCAUUGCGAAACAACGAGGCCGAAGGCGCGAUUGUUGGUGGCGUGAAUCUCAUCAUUACUGUCGACCAACAUAUGAAUACUGCCAAGCUCGGCGUAUUGUCUCCCACCUCAACCUGUCACACAUUCGAUGAAAGCGCGGAUGGAUAUGGGCGGGCCGAUGCUGUUGGCGCCGUCUACCUGAAGCGCCUUUCUGACGCUAUUCGCGAUGGAGAUCCAAUUCGUGGUGUUAUUCGAUCGAGUGCAGUCAACUCAAACGGAAAAGUUCCUGCUGUUGGAAUCACGCACCCAAAUCGUGAGGGCCAGGCCGACGUGAUUGCACAUGCAUACGAGCGUGGUGGCAAUCUUGAUCCCCGCCUUACGGGCUAUUUCGAGUGCCAUGGUACGGGUACCGCGGUUGGUGAUCCCCUAGAGGUUCACGCGGUCUCGAUGGCCAUGAACAAAGAUCGUGCACCUGAGGAAGAUCCGCUGUGGAUCGGAGCUGUCAAGACAAAUAUCGGUCACAGCGGGGCGGCAAGUAGUCUAUCGGCACUAAUUAAGGCCAUCUUAAUGGUAGAGCGUGGGAUAAUUGCCCCGACUCGAGGUCUUGUCAACCCAAGUCCUAGUAUCAAAUGGGAUGAGUGGCAAGUCAAAGUGCCAGCCGAGCCCGUGCCAUUUCCACCACAUUUACCAGUGAAGCGCGUCUCUAUCAAUAGUUUCGGUUAUCGAGGAACAAAUGCGCAUCUUAUUGUCGAGGGGACUGAGCCAUUGCUAAAUGGACAAGGGCGACCGUACAAAUACCACAUCGCCGAGAACCGGGGUGAAAAUAGAAGAACAGGGAAGAAGGAGUUUUUCCCUCGCCGUGCCACCUAUCGCAAGCAACCGUUCCUGCUUCCUUUCUCAGCACAUGACAAGGCACCUUUGCAGCGCAACAUCGACGCCCAUAGCCAGAUUGUCCAUAACUAUAACUUGUUGGACCUCUCACACACGCUAGCCAACCGCCGUAGUGCAUUAUCUAGCAGAGCCUUCACUGUCACAACCCCGAGCUCUCUUGCUGACAGCUUUGGGGAUAUCUCCUCCUCUUUCACGUUCGGCCAUCAGAAGCGGAAAGCCGGUGCAGUGGGGUUCAUUUUCACCGGCCAAGGUGCACAGUGGCCUCGCAUGGGAGCUGAACUCAUGCUAUACAGCCCACGCUUCCUUGCCUCAAUCCGAGCUCUCGAUGAGGCCUUGGAGGAGCUGAGUGAUGGGCCCGACUGGUCGAUUGAGGAUGUUCUUCUCGAGGACCCAGCGAAAUCCCAAGUCAAUGAGGCUGAGUUCUCACAACCUCUAUGUACCGCAAUUCAAAUUGCUCUUGUACAGCUUCUCAACGACUGGAGUGUUCACCCAAAAGUAACCGUCGGCCACUCUUCAGGUGAAAUCGCGGCUGCAUACGCGGCAGGCCUGAUCUCUGCCAGGGAGGCUAUCGUUGUUGCGUACUACCGAGGGCGAGUAGUGCGCGAUAUUAUGACAGAUGGUGCUAUGCUCGCUGUUGGCCUCGGCUCAAGUGAUGUCGAGAAAUACCUGGAUGGGAAAGCCAAAAACAGGGUCAUAGUUGCUUGCCACAACUCACCUUCUGGUGUAACGUUGAGUGGUGAUUCGGAGGCUGUGGAAGGCAUCAAAGCUAUUCUUGAUGCUGAACAGAUCUUUGCACGAAGUGUAAAAACGAACGGGAAGGCAUACUCACCAUAUGGCCGCGGUGGCUGGCGAUGGAGUAGCAAUCUGCAAUGCCCAGUGCUGUUCAACCAAGCAGUUCAAACGAUUCUCACAGCCGACGAAUUUUCGGAUGUUGAUCUCCUCAUCGAAAUUGGCCCUCACUCAGCUAUGGCAGGUCCAAUCAAACAGAUCAGGGCUGAAGUUCAGGGAGAGAAGCUAGAAUAUUUGCCCACACUCUUGCGAGGAUCUGAUAGUGCGGCCCAACUCCUAAAGUUUGCUGGCGAGCUUUUCCUGCGCGAUGUUGACGUAAAUUGGGAACGCGUUAUCAGCACAUACAACAAAACUGGCAAAGGUGUCACGAAAGGCUCUACCAUCGUUGAUCUUCCUCCUUAUCAGUGGAACUAUACACGCUCGUUCUGGGCUGAGAAUCGGACGAGUUACGAGCAGCGGCAGCCAAAUUAUCCCCGUCAUGAUCUACUUGGUCAACGUGUUGUCGGGGCCUCACUCGAAGAGCCGACAUGGCGAAACCUACUGCGGUUGCGAGAUCUCCCAUGGCUGAAGGAUCACUCAUUGGGUGGCGAGGCUGUUUUCCCCGCUGCAAGAUAUUUUUCUAUGGCUGUCGAGGCUAUAACGCAGCUACAUGAGCUCAGUUAUGGGCCCAUAGAUAUCGACGUUCAGAGCUAUGUCUUGUGCGACAUUUCAAUCAAGAAGGCACUCUUCAUCGAGGUAAUCAGUGGUGGGACUUCAAGUGUCUCAUCCAUUGGCACGGACCAGGCUCAGAAGGAGCACAUGGCCGGUAGCAUCAGCAUCAAGUGUGAUACUCCUCGAGGAUCGAAACCAACGCGUCCCGUGCCUGAUUUUCCCCAGCGUACUCGAGGAAAGAGCUGGAAUCAAGCCCUGCGUGCCGUCGGCUUUGACUAUGGGCCCACCUUCCAAGACAUGGACGAAAUCCGCUUUGACGGAAAGUGCUAUGAGGUCAGCUCUCGCACUGCCAUAAAGCAAGUGGUUGAUCCAUCGCUUGGCGAGUCGCGCCAUGUUUUGCAUCCAGCGUCGGUGGAUUCGGUCUUGCAGCUCAGUAUUGCCGCUAUUUACGCUGGGCGGACCAACGCCAUGGAAUACGGUGUUGUACCCAUCCAAGUGGAUGAAGUCACCAUUUGGCCCCCUACCAAGGCACAGGUUGAGAUCGGUACGGCCAGCGCCUACGCCUGGGUACCACGACGUGGAAUUCGAUCCUUCGAGGGUAGUGCCCAGAUGUCGGCGAGCGAUGGCCAGCUUGUGCUGGAAAUUGUGAAUGUCCGCACUACAGCCUAUGAGGCUGCAGUCCCGCCGAAGAUUGAAGCUGGUCAUCUGGAUGGUGCUACCGGCCCGUACGGCGAAAUUUCCUGGCAGCUCGACAUUGACAGUCUGAUAGGCUCUGAAAACACGAUCUCGGCUUCUAAGUUGACCAUGGAAGAUCUGAUCGAUCUGGCUUGGUUCAAAUACCCAACUUUGAAAGUCCUCGGAUUUGGCAUAGAUUUCCUACUGCAGAAUAUCUCACGAAGCGCCCAGGUCUCCUAUACAGUGGCUCUACCUUCGCACGAUGAGGAAAACCUAGAUGAGGCCAGAAAACUUGUUCAAGACCAUCCAAAUUUCAAGGUCAUUAAACUAAAUCUUGUGGAGAUCUUGGAAUCUCAGGAGUUCAAGGAAGGAGUACAUGAUGCUGUCGUGGUGUCUUCUUCGACUUUCCUUUCGUUACCAUCAGCCUCGUCUGAGCCGCGCAUUCUCUCUGUCCUGCGUGGUCUCCUCGGAUCUACAGGCUAUAUAUUUGCUUCUGAUUCAUCACAGACUGUAGACUGGGAGACGGCUGACUCUAUUGGUUUCUCUCGAGUGUUCCAAGCAACCACCGCCUCCGAAGAAGACGAAAAUCAGAUCAUUCAACUUGUUUAUCGCCAUCACCCUACUCCGGAGGUGCUCAAUAUUGCCAACGCCUUAGAGUCUCUGGGCUGCAAGAUCAACCUCGUUAGUCUGAGCAACGCGGAAUCCACAGGGAAUAUCGUGGUGACUACCGACUUUGAAGGCCCUCUCUUGCUAACAAUCACCGAGUCGGAGUUCUACGCAAUCCAGAGCCUUCUGAACUCUGCUUCAACUCUCCUCUGGGUCACAACCGGUGGUCUGCUCGAUGGAAAGAAGCCAGAUUAUGCACUUGUACAAGGUCUUGCACGCUCAGUGGGAUCAGAGUCGGCGUCACUUGAUUUCCGGACCCUUGAUAUUGACUUGGAUAGCGCGAGCUCUUCUCAGAUUUCUCGAGCAGUGAAGAAUAUUGUACGCCUUCAAAUAGCGGGUGAAGGAAACAUUGAGCUUGACCGGAAGCGGGAAUCCUGCCUCUCCAACGGCUCCAUGUAUAUCAGUCGAUUGGUCCGCAACUCUGACCUGAACAAGGAUUUCUCUACUACACUGGAGCCUGAGCCGAUAUCCUUCAAUCCCGGAAGUCGUAUUAGUGGCAGAAUAUGGACUAAAGGCAAGGUUGUCUUUGAGCAGCAGCAGCAGGAACUAGGCUUAGGCCCAGCAGUGCCCAGGCCAGGCCAUGUCGAAGUACAAGUCCGGACUAGUCCUUUGACCACGGAAGGCGUUGCAGCUAUCACGGGUACUGAUUAUCCAACCACCUUCAGUCACGCGAUCAGUGGCAUCGUGGCGAAAGUCGGGGCUGAAGUGACAGAUCUGAAGGUGGGUGACAAGGUCGCCGCUUUGCACAUUGACAGGUUCUCCAGCUAUCAAGAGGUUGAUGUCUCGCUGGUACAAAAGCUCGAGGAUGAAACCGAUCUGACGUCUGCGGUGAGUCUAUUGGUACCAUAUGCUAAUGCGGUAUAUGGCCUUGAUGUCUUGGCAAAUGUGCAACCCAAAGAGACUGUUCUCGUGCUUCACAACACAGGAAUCAGUGGCAUCGCCGCAGCCAAGGUUGCGCAGAGAAGGGGUGCAGUCCCCUACAUAGUGAGUCAAACAGACAGUGAAGCUGCCUUCCUCCGAAGUCAUCUUGGACUCAGCGAUGCGCAAAUCAUUUCCCCUGCGCAUGGUCCAGUGGCGGCACGACUCAAUCGACUCACCGAUGACCACGGAGCGGAUGUAGUAUUUAGCACAGGCAACAGCGUUGACCCAGAUGUUGUCCAUGAAGCUUGGCGCAGCAUCGCUCGCUUUGGUCGGUUUUUGGACGCGGGUCGCAAGAAUUUACUCAGCCGGGAUGCGUUAGACACCGUUCCUAUCGCUCGCAGUGCCAGCUACCUGCCGUUCGAUUUGCUCGAUUUGAUGGAACACCGCCCCAUAACUAUUUCAUCUCUGUUGAAGAAGAUUCUUGAACUCUUCCAGCAAGGGUCUAUCAAUGCGCCCGGAAAUAUUCAUAAAAUCCAGCUUGGCGAUAUUGAACAGUCUGUGUCGAACUUUUCCGAGUCUUUCGACACACCAAUUCCUAUCGUUCAGUAUGAAGUGUCGGAGAUACCCAUUCAAGCCUUACUCCCCGGACGUACUCGACCACGCUUCAGCCCCGACCACACAUAUCUCCUUGUUGGUUGCUUAGGAGGUCUUGGCCGUAGCUUGACUGCGUGGAUGAUGGAUUCUGGCGCUCGGAGAUUUACCUUCCUCUCUCGCUCCGCAAUAGACGCCCCGUCCGCUACCAGCCUUGUCAGCGAUAUUACAGCUGCCGGUGGAGUUGUGCAGGUUGUAAGGGGGGAUGCAACCUCUCGAGAUGAUGUUGUCCGAGCUGUGGAUGGAGUUCCUGCGGAAAAUCCCAUCCGAGGCGUGGUACAUGCUGCUAUGGUUCUACGGGAUGGCAUGUUUCACUCUCAGAGCUACGAAAACUGGAAGCAAGUGAUGGAUCCGAAAGUCUUGGGUGCGAUCAAUUUGCAUUCAGUCCUUGCAGGAACCCAACUUGAUUUCUUCCUUACAACCAGCUCCGUCUCCGGAACACUCGGUACGCCAGGUCAGAGUAACUAUGCUGCCGCCAACAGCUUUCUAGACGCCAUAUCGCGGCAUCGUGUGUCUAUGGGCAUGGCUAGUACAUCUGUCAUCCUGCCUAUGGUCCUUGGCGUUGGUGUCGUCGCGGAGAACACGGAACUUGAGGAAGCCUUGAUGCGCAAGGGUAUAUACGGUAUUGAUGAAGAGGCUCUUCUUGAGACUUUUGAAGCCGCCAUCACGGCUCCCAGCUCAGUUGACCACGUCGUCGCCGGUCUUGACCCCACGAAGCUUGGCAAUUCAAUCCAAGAGGCAGACGCAGAGGAUGUCUUUUGGGCUGAAGACUCACGUUUUAAUCACGUCGUUCACGCAAUCAAUGUGGCUAGAGAUGGUGAUGAGGCUGGCUUGGCUGGUCAGAGUAUUCUAACCGCAAUUCGUUCUGCCGACUCCCUUGCUCUCGCUGUUUCAGCCAUCGUCGAACAUUUUAUCGAGAAAUUAUCGCGCAUGCUCUUACUUCCAUUAGAUGCAUUUGAUCCAUUGAACAACUCCAUAUCCUCAUAUGGUAUUGACAGUAUGAUCGGGGCUGAGCUCCGUAACUGGAUCUUCAAGGAGUAUCGUGUCGAUAUUCCGUUCCAGCAGCUCUUAGCUGAGACUUUGACCAUCUCCAAGUUCGCGGCACAGGUAAUUGAGUCUACGGGCGUGGUAUUUACAGUAUGA